GCCCACUUCUCUCUCCCUCCAUCCGCUAUUCACAUCCAGUUCUGUGUUAGCCGUUGUGUGUAGCGGUCGUGUCUGCCUGUCUGUCUGUGUCUGUGUGUACAUCUGUGUUACGUGUGGUUAGAGGAGACGUGCCCAUUGCUGUGGUGAGAAAAGCAGAUUCAACACAGUCACCACCACGACCGCCUUCAUAAACAACAACAACAACAACAACAACAACAACAACAGGAGCUUCAAUAUGUUACUCCCACUCCUGUUCGCCUUUGCAGUGGUGUCCGUACAUUCUCAAGGAGUAAGCGACUACCCCGAAGGCUACUACCCCUUUGAGGAGGCCCCGGGUAAAAUUCCCCCCCGAGUAAGGAAGCCGCCCUACCUUCAGUCAACGGUCCCCUGCGCAGGCACACUAGAAACCCCCGAGGAAGCGAGACAGUCACUGGACAACCUUUGCGGCGAUCUCAAUGACGGCCUGCUGCCCCUCAACCCCCUGGGCCAGAGUCUGCACGGCGCUUCCUACCCCUUCGGCCUCAUCAAGAACAAAACCCUGGACUUCUUCAGCCGCACGUUGCCCAUUCUGAAGGAGGACAAGACACUGCCCAAAGUUGCCAAGAUGCGGAGCGAGAAUGUCCCCUUAAGAGAUCAGUUUCGGGUCAUCCGCCGACCAAUCAGAUCCACGGGUUCUGCCCUGCAAGGAAAAGAGAAGAAGAAUGAGAAGAAGAAGGAAGAGGAGGAGGAGAGGAAGGAAGUGGAGGAGGAGGAGGUGGAAGGAAGAGGGUUGAGAGGAAGGGAAGGAAGAUCCUUUUGUGACAAGAACUUGGGCUUAUUAUGCCUCCUCUACAACACGAUGUCCGGGAAAGGCGACAGCGGCGGCGGUGGCAGCGGCAGCGGCACAGCCCAGAACAGGGACGACUACAACUCCCUGAACAGCCUGCGGGGGGGCGGCGGCGGCGGCGCUGGGGGAGGAGGCGGCCUGGGCGGUGGUUCAGCGCAGCCCCUCACUCCCUGCCCGUCAGCCGUGGAGUACAUCACGCCCGUCUUCGCCAGGAAUUACCAGGGCGUGUGGCGAUACGUGGUGCAGAUCCCCUACGAAGGAUAUUUCACGCAGACCGUCGAGGUGACCCAGUGCCUGUCAAGCCAGUGUCACUACAUGUCCGGGUCGUGUCUGGCUUCCCCGCGCUGGGUGUCGCUCCUGGUGGCGGAAGUUUACUACCCCGACGCCCUCUUCCCAGCUCGAGCCCCGCCGCCGGACCUGAGUCGGUCCGCCGUGUUUAAUGAAAAGCCUCCAAACUUCAAAACCGGUGGCGGAUUUCUACAACGACAAGGUGCUGGGGGGAGCGGAGUGGGGGGCGGUGUGGGGGGGGCAGGCCAUCAAAGAACGACCCCCACCCCGUCAUAUUGUGAUGGGCAGGACGAGAUCGGCUGCUUUCAGGUCCGUCUGUACUACGAUUGGUUCUUAAUUCCUGGUUCUUGCAAAUGUUGGAAGCAGGACUACUUCGCCUCCCUCGCAUACAGGAAAUAGAUCUCUCUCUCUCUCUCUCUCUCUCUCUCUCUCUCUCUCUCUCUCUCUCUCUCUCUCU
Eriocheir sinensis (Chinese mitten crab) is the source of this 1571-nucleotide messenger RNA. RefSeq lists its product as uncharacterized. Gene Ontology annotation, cellular component: extracellular region. The record is from RefSeq and is a predicted model, not a curated record. Bases 236 to 1513 code for a protein of 425 amino acids. Gene Ontology annotation, molecular function: Toll binding; growth factor activity. Gene Ontology annotation, biological process: regulation of Toll signaling pathway; central nervous system formation; innate immune response. NCBI's taxonomy places the organism in Eukaryota, Metazoa, Arthropoda, Malacostraca, Decapoda, Varunidae. The transcript has 10 exons.